This is a messenger RNA of Lottia gigantea (owl limpet), 276 nucleotides long. RefSeq lists its product as hypothetical. Gene Ontology annotation, cellular component: mitochondrion; MICOS complex. The annotation marks the transcript as partial. Gene Ontology annotation, biological process: inner mitochondrial membrane organization. The transcript is spliced from 3 exons. NCBI's taxonomy places the organism in Eukaryota, Metazoa, Mollusca, Gastropoda, Lottiidae. The record is from RefSeq and is a predicted model, not a curated record.
CAAGAUACAAAAAAAGCCAUUCAAGAAGUUGAAGCUUUUUAUCAAGAAAAAUUAAAACAGCUUGAAGCCAAGAAUGCCCAGCUACAGAAAAUAACAACAGAGCAGUUUGCCAAGGCUGUUCAAGAAGUAGAACAGAAAUUCUUAAAGCAAACGGGAAGCCCAGUAUGUGAUGAUAUCCAGGGGAAAGUUUAUAAUUGUUAUUCUUCCAAACCUCAACAAACUUUAAACUGUUGGAAAGAAGUGGGGGCCUUUACAUCUUGUGUUGAGAGAGCUAGA